GACAUUUUCUUUCCAGUAAAUUUUAGUGAAUUCAUACGUUAAUUUUAUAGGCACUAAAUUGUGAAGAAGAAUAAAAGUGGAAAUUUAAUACUUUAUACUUUUAAUUAUUGGAAAGGUUUUGCCUAUUAUGUAAAUUACAUUAAAAAAACAAAGGGAAACGGCAAGCUCAGCAGCAGAGGCAUAAAUUGUGCCGUGGCCAAGAUUGACACUCGUAUGACAGCCAGUCAUUCUCCCAGCGGUCGUUGUAGUUGUACUUUGUUGUUCCUUUACAAUUUCGCCGUUUGUGGAAAAAUCGACAAGGAUCACACCUGUACCUGCACCUGCAAAGAGGUGCUGCAUUAUUAAGGUGCUAAAUUUUUGCUAUAUAAUAUAUACUUAAAAUAUCCACAUAAACUUUGCCAUAAAUUCAUUGCCAACAGUAGUAUAGUAGAAAGUAGUACCAUCAUUUAGGAGGCAAUUUUUCUUUAGCAUAUACAUUUCUCAGUACUUCAAAGAAGUCAAAUGGCUGAACGACCAAGUAAUCUAUUUUCUGCUGGGAGUAGUCGUCCACGGAACCCGCCAAGUGAAUUGAAUUUGGGUAGUUUUAAUGGGCGUCAACCGCCAUCAUUUUCAUCGACUUCAUCUGGUUCAGCUUCGUCCAAUUUAUCAACAUCGUCUGCCUCCAGUUCCUCGUCACACAAUUUGGCACAGCGUUUCUGCCCGCCACCCCCAGCACCAGUAGCUGCUCCCGUAACCGUGCCAGCUACAACAGCAAUAAAUCAAGAACGUACCCGUGAGCGUAUAAAACAACAGGCAUGUGGAAAGUUGCUGAUUGAUGAAGAGUGCUAUCAUUUCACUUCAGAUGAUUUAACCGAUAUAGGUGAAAUUGGCCGCGGUGCUUUUGGCACUGUUAAUAAGAUGAUAUUUAAAGUAGGCAAGGUAAUGGCAGUGAAACGUAUACGCUCCACUGUUGAUGAGAAGGAACAAAAACAAUUACUCAUGGAUCUGGAAGUAGUGAUGAAUUCAAAUGCAUGCCCGUAUAUAGUACAGUUCUAUGGCGCGCUCUUCAAGGAAGGUGAUUGUUGGAUAUGUAUGGAAUUAAUGGACACCUCACUGGAUAAAUUUUACAAAUACAUUUACGAGCGUAAACAGCAACGUAUACCCGAGUCAAUACUUGCCAAAAUUACUGUGGCCACAGUACAAGCAUUGAAUUAUCUGAAAGAGGAGUUAUCGAUCAUACAUCGCGAUGUAAAGCCGAGCAACAUUUUACUGCAUCGUCGUGGUGAUAUUAAGUUAUGCGAUUUCGGUAUUUGUGGUAAACUAGUGGACUCAAUUGCGGAGACCAAAGACGCGGGAUGUCGGCCGUACAUGGCGCCGGAGCGUAUAGACCCAGAGCGAGCUAAGGGAUACGACGUGCGUAGUGAUGUGUGGUCGCUGGGUAUAACAUUGAUGGAGGUAGCCACUGGCGUAUUUCCAUAUCCUAAAUGGGACUCAGUGUUCGAGCAGUUAUAUCAGGUGGUGAAGGGUGAUCCUCCACGCUUACAAACAUCUUACAAGGGCAUGGAGUUCUCACAGGAAUUUGUAGAUUUUGUGAAUACUUGUUUAAACAAAAAUGAGAGUGAACGACCCAAGUACGGUCCAUUGCUGGAAAUGCCUUUCAUAUUACGUGGCCAACGCAGUCACACUGAUGUAGCUGCUUAUGUCACCGAUAUUUUGGAAAACAUGGUUAAAGAUGGAAUAACUGAAUUUACAACAAAUCAGCCGGCUGAAAGUUAAUCGGCUUCCUUUGAAUAUAAUAAAUGCCAUUUAGUGAUUGUAGUAGUGAAAAGUCGUCGCGGUACGAAAUGUGGGUAGGAAGUAGCAUAGUAGCAGAAUGGUAUGGAAAAUGUGUGAGUGAUUAUUGUUACAGCAGCUCAGGUCAGUUGCGCUGCUGAGUUACUACAAAAUAAGAAUAUCAAACAAGAAAAUGCAAACGAAAAAAAAAAAUUAAAUUAAAAUACAAUAAGAAAAAUAUUAUUUAGUUGAACGUGAAGAAAUAUGAGGAAAUAACAUAACGCUUUGCAUAAAGUUAGUCAUAAAUAUUUUGUUGCUUAGAAACAUAAGAAAGCGUUUAUUUUUUUUGUAAAGUCAAAAGUUUAUUUUUGUAUACAAUUAAGUUGAAUUUAAAUUUUUUUCCAUUAUUGUUAUUCAUGCGUUCGCUGUGCAUAGGCACUAUGUUGUAAAUGUAGUGCAAUAACGCUUCGACUUAUCUAUAGUCAACCUAAUUUGCGCCUUCGAUUUGACAAAUACACAUAAAAACCAACAUAAAUGAAAACACCAGAGUAAAUUUUCUCAAAACAGCGCAAAACAAAAAUUGUAAGAAAAUUCCAAAAAUAAUAAUAUUGCAUUUUAAGCAAAAAAAAAAAAAAAAGCAUUUGCAUACCCACACGCAUACAA
Messenger RNA from Anastrepha ludens (Mexican fruit fly), 2415 nucleotides. RefSeq names its product dual specificity mitogen-activated protein kinase kinase 4 (gene Mkk4). Lineage: Eukaryota; Metazoa; Arthropoda; Insecta; Diptera; Tephritidae. The record is from RefSeq and is a predicted model, not a curated record. Gene Ontology annotation, molecular function: JUN kinase kinase activity; ATP binding. Gene Ontology annotation, biological process: protein phosphorylation; MAPK cascade. The coding region runs from base 502 to 1755 and encodes 417 amino acids. The transcript has 6 exons.